Messenger RNA from Salmo salar (Atlantic salmon), 2197 nucleotides. Its product is annotated as calreticulin. Gene Ontology annotation, biological process: protein folding; ERAD pathway. NCBI's taxonomy places the organism in Eukaryota, Metazoa, Chordata, Actinopteri, Salmoniformes, Salmonidae. Gene Ontology annotation, cellular component: endoplasmic reticulum membrane; endoplasmic reticulum. Gene Ontology annotation, molecular function: calcium ion binding. The record is from RefSeq and is a predicted model, not a curated record.
AGAUAAAUCGUGGUCUCAUUUCAUUGGACAAGAUCUCGUCCAAUGAGCCACGGCCAUCUGUGCAGGAAUAGGGAAUUAUAAAUGAUCAUAUUACCUGUUUCCUUCAGCGUUUAUAACCGACUUUCCGUGAAAAGCAACACACACAGUUUACCUGUACAGCGGUACGGUGAAAGCAUGAGGGUCGCAGUGGCAAUAUUAGCAGUUUUUGCAUCGGUAUCUGUCACCAUUGACGCUACUGUAUACUUCAAGGAACAAUUUCAGGAUGGAGAUGCAUGGAAGAGUCGGUGGCUUGUAUCAGAGCACAAGUCAGACUAUGGCGAGUGGAAACUGACUGCUGGGAAGUUUUAUGGUGACGCUGAGGCCGAUAAAGGUCUCCAGACCAGCCAGGAUGCCCGUUUCUAUGCUCUCUCCAGCCGCUUUGAACCCUUCAGCAACGAGGGAAAGUCCCUGGUGGUCCAGUUCACUGUCAAACACGAGCAGAAGAUUGACUGUGGGGGCGGAUAUGUCAAAAUCUUCCCAGCAGACCUAGACCAGGCAGCUAUGCACGGGGACUCGCAGUAUUACAUCAUGUUUGGGCCUGACAUCUGUGGCUACAGCACCAAGAAGGUUCAUGUCAUCUUCAACUACAAAGGCAAGAACCACCUCAUCAAGAAAGAAAUCAAAUGCAAGGAUGACGAGCUGACACAUCUGUACACUCUGAUCCUGAACCCGGACCAGACAUACGAGGUGAAGAUCAACAAUGAGAAGGUGGAGUCAGGCACUCUGGAGGAUGACUGGGACAUUUUGCCCCCAAAGACUGUCAAGGACCCUGAGGCCAAGAAGCCAGAGGACUGGGACGACAGGGCCAAAAUCGACGACCCUACCGACACCAAGCCAGAGGACUGGGAGAAGCCCGAGAACAUCCCUGACCCUGAUGCUAAGAUCCCUGAUGACUGGGAUGUGGACAUGGAUGGCGAGUGGGAGCCUCCUAUGAUUCCCAACCCAGAGUACCAGGGAGAGUGGAAGGCAAAGCAGAUUGACAACCCUGAGUACAAAGGUGCCUGGGUGCACCCUGAGAUCGAUAACCCUGAGUACACAGCCGAUGCCUCCAUCUACAAGUUUGACAACAUUGGAGUGUUGGGUCUGGACCUGUGGCAGGUGAAGUCUGGAACCAUCUUUGACAACUUCCUGAUCGGUGAUGAUAUAAAAGAGGCUGAGGAGUUUGGAAACGAGACAUGGGGAGCUACAAAGGAACCAGAAAAGAAAAUGAAGGAUGCACAGGAGGAGGAGGAGAGGAAAGCGAGAGAAGAGGAGGAGAAGAGCAAGAAGGACACUGCUGAUGAUGAGGGGGAUGAAGAUGAGGAUGAGCCAGAGGAGGAGGACGAUGACAGCCCAACGGAAGAGGAGGAAGGGGAAGAUCCCAAGAAGGACAAGGACGAGUUGUAAAUGAAACCGGAUAGAGAACGUGUCUGUCCUGCCCUAUCUCCUCGCCGAUGGAGUGACUGCUGUGCAUCAUCACAUUGAGUAAUACCCUAUGGACUUGGCACUCAUGUGGAAACCUAUUUUUCAGGUGUAGGGGUGGGAAAGGGGCAGGCAAUGUUUGCCUUUUUUAGAGGUUCACUUUUUUUUGAAAGAGUUUAGGGUUGAAGAACUGGGUUUAAGUUUUUAGUUUCUGUCAGUUUAAUUUAAGAUAUUUUCCCCUUUGUUCAGAAUGUGGUCUAUCAUGUCCAUGUGUCCUACAGUUGCUCUAGGUGCUGCUGCCACCGGCUCCCUUGCUUUUAUCAUCAGCUACCAUCAGUUCAUCCCUUCAGUGUCAAAGAAAAUGAUUAUUUCCCCAUAUUUGUCAUCAGUCUUACCAGAUGUUGUCUAUGUUGGGAAACAAAUCAGGGGCAUAUCAGUUGUCGUUUCUUUACUUUUUUUCUAAAUGAUUUAUUUUUAUACAGUUGUAUGCAGUACUGUACUAUACAUUAUUAUUAACCUCUGUUUAAUUUAUUCCCACAAUCAUCCUCUGUAUGUCCACCAUGCCCAUGCUCUGUGUUGUACGUGUUGGCCCACAGGCCUUGCUUUAGUUGUAUGGCAGCUGCAGAGAUGACUGUAUGAGACUUAAGGAUCUAAACUGUGACUCAGUCUUUUUUUUGUUUGUUUCUCAAAACAUGCGACUGUCCCCAUGGCACACCGUCUUUGAGUUUCAGUAAAUAAAUGAAGCUUUUUCUUUCAA